AUGGGGUGGAGACCCGAGAACAACCCAUUAGACCUCAACAACUUGCCUGAGGAUUACUCUAGAGAUGGUAAACAAGUCCUUGAUGAAGGCUCCUCCUCUGGCUACAGGAAAAAGAAAAGCGGCGCUAAGGAUGGGAAAGAAGAGUGUGGUAAGGUCUAUGAGUGUAGGUUUUGUUCCCUCAAGUUCUGCAAAUCUCAAGCUCUCGGAGGGCACAUGAACCGACACAGACAAGAGAGGGAGACAGAAACACUGAACCGGGCUCGCCAACUGGUCUUCAGUAGUGAUAGCCUAACCACCCCUGGGGGUCACCUAGGCUGCCAUCCCAUGGGAACAGGGAACUACCUUCCAGCAGGCAACAUUGGAGAUCCAUUCAGAUCAGUGUACCCACCAAGACUGUUGCCUGGCUCUUCAUCAACUCUGUUGCCACCACCCGCACCAGCACCAGCACCACAACCUCCUCAUCAAUCAUAUCUAUACACGUCUCCUUCACGCUUGCCAGCUUCGUAUAACUCACAGUAUCCUCAACAGCCCAUCAACGAUUACUACAUUGGACAUGUACUCAACGGCACUUCACAAACGUACCCUCCCCUCCAUAACAUGAACUACAGCAUGGGUGGCUCAGAAUCCAAUUACACUUGCAUUGGUGCACCGGUAGGUCAUGGUGGGUUCGGACCAGCUGGUUCAAGCCGUAGCACGGAAAGAAGUGGUAGAGAUGGAUCACUGACCAACCAGGACGAGGGUUUGAAUUGGGGAAGGAGCUUGGCAGCAGGAGGACAGCAGCGUUUGGAUCAUCCUUCAUCGAUCAAUCGGUUUCAAGAUGGGUUUUAA
This is a messenger RNA of Dovyalis caffra, 828 nucleotides long. NCBI's taxonomy places the organism in Eukaryota, Viridiplantae, Streptophyta, Magnoliopsida, Malpighiales, Salicaceae. The record is from the annotation of a GenBank genome assembly.